AUGUCGCGGAAUUCAGAGCCGCCGCAUAGUCGAAUGGGCUCCUCCUCGGGGAGGGGAUUCCACCAACUUGCUCUAGCUCUUUUGCUAUCGUCGCAAAUACAAUGCGCAUUAUCGGUCAUAUUCCCGAGCACCCAUUCAUCGUACAAGUUCGAUUAUCUUCGUCGCAGUCCGAGACUGGAUCCAAUAAAUGGAGAGGCCAAGCGCACACUAUCCAAGCGUGAAAACCCCAUCCCGCUGAUCGUUACCAACAACUGUGGCGAUACCCUGUGGCCUGGAGUUGCAACGCAGGAUGGCGAGGGUCCGGAGUCGAGUGGGUUUGAACUGGCCUCCGGUGAGACGAGGAACAUGACCGUGGGACCGACCUGGGCGGGCCGUGUUUGGGGCCGGACGAAUUGUACCGUUAGUAACGAGACGGCUACAUGCGUGACGGGAGACUGCUUCGGCUUGCUGGAAUGUGAAUAUAGUGGGGCCGUUCCAGUCACACUCGCCGAAUUCAACUUAGCAGGAGGUGACACUAGGAGGCAGACCUUCUAUGAUAUAUCCCUUGUUGAUGGGUACAACCUGCCAUUGGGCAUUGUGUACCACCCGGCAGCCAAUACCAGCAAUAUCCCGCCAAACUUUGUCAACGCUGCCUGCAUCGCGACGCCUGGGUAUCUGAUGGCACCCAAUAGAACCGGCAUUGCCUACACCAACUCCAGCUUUCCCAUGCCCUACGAAGAUUCCCAGACCAAUUCGGGCAUUUCCAACUGGUGUCCAUGGGAUCUUCAGGCUUUCAUCCCAGACAAGCCCGGAGAUGGCAUCUAUCCUUACCCCGACGACAACGUGGAGCGGCCCGUCUUCGAUCCCUGCAAAAGCGCAUGUGCCGCCAGCAACUCUGCGGCUGACUGCUGCACGGGAGACUACAACGACCCGAAUGUCUGCAAGCGGAGCGAGUACUCGGAGAGCGCCAAGGUUGUAUGUCCUGAUGCGUACAGCUUUGCCUACGAUGAUCAGACUUCCACCUUCAUUAUCCCAAGUGGAGGGGGCUGGGAAGUCGUCUUUUGCCCCGCCGGGCGCAGCACAAACAUACUAGCGACAUACGGCACACAGUUGUCGGCACUCGCAUCUGGUGGAGUGGUGACGGAGGAGAUGCGGAAACUCGCUAUGAACGUUAGUUACAUCGAGUCUGUUCCCGGUAGCAGCGCCCCGCCAGGUCACAGGGUAUCGGGACUUGCGCUCGUAGUGACCAUUGUGGUCACGGGUCUACUCUCACUCUAA
This is a messenger RNA of Neoarthrinium moseri, 1257 nucleotides long. RefSeq lists its product as uncharacterized. The transcript is spliced from 2 exons. NCBI's taxonomy places the organism in Eukaryota, Fungi, Ascomycota, Sordariomycetes, Amphisphaeriales, Apiosporaceae. The record is from RefSeq and is a predicted model, not a curated record. Gene Ontology annotation, biological process: defense response. Gene Ontology annotation, cellular component: extracellular region. Bases 1 to 1257 code for a protein of 418 amino acids.